AUGGAGUCCAAAUCCCCUCCUACACAAGAGGUGUCCGCUGAAACCCCAUCCCAAAGCAGUUCCAUACUUCCGCCUGCUCAUGAAGCAGGAGACAAUGCAACUCCAGCAGAUGUCACGACCAUCAAGAAGGAAGACAAACAAAUAUCAAGCGACACAAACGGCGUUGAAAGCAACACCACAAACGCUUCAAAAGACGCUGUGGUUCCAGUAUCAGGAAGUCCUAGGGACAUUCUAUGCGGACGUGGUCUACACAUCAUGAAUCACCACGGAAACCUCAAUCUUCAUCUGAUCGUUGACCAAUAUCGCCAAGCCUAUCUGUCGUCAACUCGAAGAGAAAAGGCAGCCAUUACUCGAAAUAUCGUUCAACAGCUUAAGAGCACUGGCGCAAGAUUUCUUCGACGGUUCGAUGACGAGAGUGAUGACAAGUGGGUCGAAGUGGAUGACGAUACCGCGUAUAAGAAGGUGAGCCAUGCCUUGCGUCUGAGAAAGAGCUUGCUUCUGAAAACGAGUGAUCAUUCUGGGCAGAACUUCUUGCAACCUCUUCCUGGACAGCAGGCGAAGUCAAGUACCUCGCAACAUUUCGCUGCCAUGCCAAUCGGUCCACAGAAUACAAUAAGUCAUCUGUCAUCGAGCUUGCCUGCUUCGACUGCACUUGCUAUGCACCAGUUGCCUUUUGCUUCACCAGCAUAUCAACGCCUUCAGUUCGCAACCCGACCAGCUUUACCGCUAGGUGUUGGAACACGCCAUGCUCAGUCAUUAUUACAUACUGCUGCAUAUGGCAAUGCAGGAAUUGAUCCUCGCUUAUACGGGGACUCCUAUUCGGUCACACUUGAAUCAAUGGCUCAGUUACAAAAUCGCCAUCGACCAUCGUUCAACGGGAGCUUGAUUGAAGGUCAGAGUUCGAAGAAAAGUUCGCAUGAAGAAAAAUAA
Messenger RNA from Cylindrotheca closterium, 930 nucleotides. The record is from the annotation of a GenBank genome assembly. NCBI's taxonomy places the organism in Eukaryota, Bacillariophyta, Bacillariophyceae, Bacillariales, Bacillariaceae.